GCUGAGCUGUUAUUUGUAUUAAAAAACAUAACGGGGCCUCAGCAAUGCACCAUUUGCGGUCAUUUUUACCCCCCGUGAAUUUCAUCACAAUACACUAUGCCUACUUCAUAUUGGUCCCUCUGGUUGCCUCGCUCGUGUUUUGGGGGUCUUCAAACCCCAAGCUCAGUAUAUCAUAUGUCGACAGCUUAUUUCUAGUUACCUCUGCCAUGACAGAGGCUGGCUUGAACACUGUGAACCUAAGUCAGAUGACCACCUGGCAGCAGGUCCUCCUCUGGCUCUUGAUUAUCAUCGGUAGCUCUACCUGGGUGUCUAUUUGGACUGUUCUGGUACGGAAACAUGCCUUCGAAGUACGCUUCCAGGAGAUAGUACGCAAGGAGCGAAAGCGUAGUCUUGAUAGACGAAAUACAAGCUUAACUCUCCUUCCUAUCACCCGUAGGCUUAGAAGUCUCGGCAGGAGUAAGACAGUGCAACGAGACCACGAUGAUAACCCUCCUCAUUUGGACCAUAGCUCGCCAUCGGGUUCGACCCCAGGUCCAGUUCUGGAUGGUGCUAAUAAACCCGCCAUAUCUCACCCGAGCGACGGAAGGCUUCUUUCCGCUAUUAUUCCGUCCCAUCAGGAUUAUAACUCACGUGAUGAUGUGGUGUCCCAAACCCAGCGCCUACCACAUACACACACCGCCGAUUCCCUUUCCCAUCCGCGUAGCUUACCCCCACUUAACGAUACCGCGUCAGAGCCCACAGGUUUGGAUGAUGCAAGAGACAGCCGACUGCAUCCCGGAAAUGGCGACCAUGUUGCAUUCGUUGAUAACCCUCAUGCUAGGUCGACAUCUCUUGCUCCCAGUGGUCUGACUGCGCGAAGACACGUAUCGAGUACCGACACGGCUACAAAUCAUCCCGGUUACUCGGGGGGGCAUAAAGCUGGACGUAAUGGCCAAUUUCAUGGGUUGACCAGCGAGGAGCGCGAAGAGCUUGGUGGCACCGAAUACCGAGCCCUCAAACUCCUUUCCAUCGUUGUUCCUCUGUACUCCUUUUCUUGGCAAUUUCUCGGAUGCAUCUCACUUGGUGCCUGGUUAGCUAACAAACAACCCCAACCCGCCGUGGAUAACGCCAUCUCGCCCUGGUGGAAUGGGAUCUUCAAUGGUGUAUCGGCUUUCAACAACAGUGGUAUGAGCGUCUUGGAUAUGAACAUGAUACCCUACGGAAGUUCCUAUUUCGUACUCAUCGUUAUGGGAGCCAUGAUUCUUGCCGGGAAUACCGCAUAUCCCGUAUUUUUAAGGUUGUGCUUCUGGUGCAGUUUGAAGGCUUUGCAGCUAGUGACUUACCCGCAGGAGCAUGUCGAGUGGAAGGAGACGUUGGAAUAUAUCCUCAAGUAUCCCCGACGUGUCUACACCAACUUAUUCCCAUCGCGACAAACCUAUUGGCUUCUUUUCAUGCUUUUUGUACUUAACGGCACUGAUUGGGCAGCCUUUGAAAUAUUGAACCUCGGAAAUCCCGCCCUCGAGCACAUCCCUCUUGGUUCUCGCAUCAUCGAUGGAUUAUUUCAAGCUCUCGCUGUUCGUUCGGGAGGAUUUUAUGUGGUAUCUAUCCCGACACUAUACAUCGGUCUCCAGGUGCUUUAUGUUAUUAUGAUGUAUAUCUCAGUGUAUCCGGUCGUGAUAACUAUGCGGCAUUCAAACGUGUACGAGGAAAUGUCGUUGGGUAUAUAUGAAGAAGAUCCUAGCUAUAAAGAAGAGCUGACCCGCAAUGUAUCGCAUGGCAACCAAAGCAGCAAAUCCCGGUCUCUCAGCCGAAUGAUUCGUAUCGCAUUUACCGAAUGGUAUGGAGUCGGCACAGCGCCCAACCAGCGGGAGGAGAGUCGAAUCAGCUUCAUCAGCCACCAAAUUCGCGGACAACUCUCUCACGACUUAUGGUGGCUUGUCUUGGCUGUCUUGCUCAUUGUCAUCAUCGAGACGACCCAUUUUAUCGAAGAUCCGGUCACAUUUUCAGUCUUCAACGUCGUAUUUGAGGUUGUCUCCGCUUAUGGUUGCGUUGGCAUCAGCAUCGGAUUGCCGGCUGCGGCUUAUAGUUUCAGCGGCGGACUUUACCCAGGGAGCAAGUUGGUUCUGUGUGCUGUCAUGAUAAGAGGACGACAUCGUGGCUUGCCAGUUGCCCUUGACCGCGCCAUUAGGCUUCCUAGCGAUGACAUGCACAUGGUGGAGGAGGACCACCUUCGUAGAUCAAUAUCUGCAAGGCGACCAAGUUUAGACGAUACACGAUUCAUGUGAUUACUCGGCUAUAGUUUACUGGAUAAAAGAGAAAUGAUAAAAGGGGGGAAAUUGCUUAGGGUUCUAGGUUAGAAUCAGCAUCACAGCAUGCAUAUACUCACGACGCAAUGAUACAAAGUU
Molecule: messenger RNA, 2384 nt
Organism: Hypoxylon fragiforme
Lineage: Eukaryota; Fungi; Ascomycota; Sordariomycetes; Xylariales; Hypoxylaceae
Product: TrkH-domain-containing protein
Exons: 4
Coding region: 45-2264 (739 amino acids)
Biological process (GO): intracellular potassium ion homeostasis; potassium ion import across plasma membrane
Cellular component (GO): plasma membrane
Molecular function (GO): high-affinity potassium ion transmembrane transporter activity
Source: RefSeq, a predicted model, not a curated record